Purpureocillium takamizusanense is the source of this 1823-nucleotide messenger RNA. It is a transcript of the gene FCY21, whose product is annotated as Purine-cytosine permease fcy21. Gene Ontology annotation, molecular function: transmembrane transporter activity. The transcript has 3 exons. Gene Ontology annotation, biological process: transmembrane transport. Lineage: Eukaryota; Fungi; Ascomycota; Sordariomycetes; Hypocreales; Ophiocordycipitaceae. The record is from RefSeq and is a predicted model, not a curated record. Bases 1 to 1575 code for a protein of 524 amino acids. Gene Ontology annotation, cellular component: fungal-type vacuole membrane; plasma membrane.
AUGCAUAGUAUCGUCCCGGACGUUGAGAAGCGCGCAGGCGCUGGCGCGAACGACGACAACAACAACAACAACAACACUCUAUUCAAAGCCCAGACGGACACGGCCGCGACUAUCAGCGAGGGCUUCACCAGCAGCGGCGGCUCGGGACCCUAUGCGAAGCUCCAGCGGCUCGCGUCGAAAUGGCACGUCGAGAAGCGAGGCAUCGAGCGUGUGCCGGAGGAGGAGCGGAAUGACACCUCGUACCUCAACAUUGGCUCCAUGUGGCUCGCCGCCAACCUGGUGGUUCCGUCCCUGACCAUAGGCGUGCUCGGGACGCCGCUGUUUGGCCUCGGGUUCGUGGACUCGGCCCUAGUCAUCAUCUUCUUCAACGGCAUAGGCUGUUUGACCGUCUGCCUGUUUUCGACCUUUGGCCCUGCGUUUGGGCUCCGCCAGAUGGUGCUCUCUCGGUUCUGGUUUGGGUGGUGGGGAGUUAAGCUGAUCGCACUCUUCAACCUACUCGCGGGCAUCGGCUGGUCGGCGGCAAACAUCAUCGUGGGCGCGCAGCUCAUCAAUGCCGCCAGCCGCAACACCGUGCCGGGCUGGGCGGGGAUCCUCAUCAUCGCCUUGUGCACUCUCGUCGUCGUCUUUUUCGGGUACAAGGUCGUCCACCUCUACGAGUACUGGAGCUGGAUCCCGACCUUGAUCGUCUUUCUCGUCCUCCUCGGCGUCUUUGCCCACACGGGUGAUUUCAGAAACGUCGCCAUGGGGUCUGGAACGGCAGAGAUUGGAAAGGUGCUUUCGUACGGCUCUACUGUGUUCGGCUUCGGCACGGGGUAUACUUCACUCGCGGCAGACUACACCGUGUAUCAGCCGAGUAGCCGGCCCCGUCGCAAGGUCUUCUUGGCCACCUGGCUGGGCAUCUAUCCGACUCUUCUGUUCACAGAGCUGCUCGGUGCUGCCAUCGCCACCGCAACAACCAUCAACGGCGGUGUCAACGCGUAUCAGCAGGGCUACAAGGAGUCGGGCGUCGGAGGCCUCCUCGCCGCGGUUCUGUUCCCUCACGUCGGCCGCUUCGGGCAGUUCUGCCUGGUGAUCCUGGCCCUGUCCAUCGUGGCGAACAACUGCCCCAACAUCUACUCCGUGGCCUUGACCCUCAUGGUCAUGGGCCGCUGGACCACCAAGGUGCCGAGGUUCAUCUGGACCGUCGUCGCGUCAGCCGUCUACGUCGGCAUCGCGAUCCCCGGGUACACCAACUUCGAGGCGGUGCUGGAGAAUUUUAUGCACUUCAUCGGGUACUGGCUGGCCAUCUACGAGGGCGUCUCGCUGACGGACCACUUCGUGUUCAAGAGGGGCUUCUCGGGGUACGACCCGGCGUACUGGGACCAGCGAGACAAGCUGCCGCUGGGCAUCAGCGCCCUGGUGGCGUUUCUCCUGGGCAUCGCUGGCAUGAUCAUCGGGAUGAGCCAGACGUGGUGGGUUGGGCCUGCUGCGAAUGCGGCUCAUGGCGGUGACUUGGGGUUUGAGCUUGGCUUUGCCUUCUCGGCCCUGUCCUACGCUGUCAUGCGGCCUUUUGAGCUCAGGGCAUUCGGACGGUGAUUUGCGCCCACAGUGUUCUGCACGCAGCGCCGGCAUGGCCUCUGGGAAACAUUGUAGCGGCGGGCACACUGAUUCACGACAUGAAGGUUAGGUAUCAGACUCGUUGGAUUCAAGAUUGGGUUGCGGAAGGCCAGUGGUUGCGGUGGUCCACGUUGCAAGCGGUGGAACAACAUUCCUUUCAGAAUUAUGAAUUUGUUGUAAGAAAUCUCAAGUACUUCAUCUACAAUGUGUACACCAGCUUCUCGCCG